AUGGCGACGCAAUCCCCCAUCCCCGCCAUUAUUCGGCACCCAUUUGUCGAGACCUUUACCUGGCUCUAUCUGAUUCUCCAGGCAGUUCUUCGAUACAUUUUCUCCCCCGUUCCCCCUCCUCCAAUAAAAGGCAAUGAAACAGACGCGCCCAGAAAGAAGGUGGCUGUCAUUGGAGCUGGCGUGACAGGAAUCUCCUCGGCGGCCCAUUGUGUUGGCCAUGGCCUUGAUGUGCAGAUCUUCGAGUCUAGACCUCAGGACCAGGGUCUGGGUGGAAUCUGGAGUUCUCAGAAUGUUAAUUCGGAACAGAGAGUCAAUUCCACCUCGGCACUUCAGGUACACAGUUUGAUGUACCGGUUCCAUCCCUCCGUUCACUACGACAGUGCCUAUCCAAGUCAGAAGCAGAUCAAAGACCAGAUUGUUCAACUCUGGAAGCGCUAUGACCUCGAGCGACGCACCGUAUUUGAUACUCGUGUCACCUCAGUCAAAAAGACCAAAGAUGGCCAAUGGAUUAUCAACAAUGACGAAGAAAAGUACGGUCGCUUCGAUGGAGUGCUUACUGCCAUUGGUGUUUGCGGAGAUCCAAAAAUGCCAACGCUACCCGAUCAAGAUAAAUUCAAGGGUCAGAUCUUCCACUCCUCCAAACUAGAUGGAAAAGAUGCCAAGGGCAAGAAGAUUGUCAUUGUCGGCAGCGGUGCCAGUGCCAUUGAAGCUCUCGAAUUUGCCGUCAAGUCAGGUGCAAGUGAGAUCGAUGUUCUGUCUCGAUCAGAGAAAUGGAUUAUUCCCCGGAACAUAUUGGUGCAAUCCUUAUUGGCGUUCAACAUCUUCGGGCAGGAGACAUCGCUUUCCUGGAUUCCUGAGUGGCUCCUCCGAAAGUUCUUCUAUCGGGACCUACAAGAUAUUGCCCCCACAGACGAUGGAAUAUUCACACAAACCCCGAUGGCCAAUUCAGAGCUCUUCAACCAAAUUCGAGAAGGCAAAGCGCGCUGGCUGCGUGGUGACAUUGUCUCCCUGGAGGAAGAGGGGAUCCUUUUCAACCACCGUGCGAAGGGGGUUCCGAAAGGUGGCCCUGGAAAGGAAGCUGUUGUUGAAGCUGACAUCAUAGUCAUGGCUACUGGAUUUAAGCGACCUUCUCUGAAUUUCCUGCCUGAUGAAGUCUUCGAAGAGCCCUACGGUCCACCUAACUGGUACCUGCAAGUCUUCCCGCCGAAGUAUCCAGACGUAUGUGCCAACAACAGCACCUAUGUCAAUGCCAUUGGCACCGUCGGGAACAUGCACAUCGGGAUAUACACUCGGUUCCUGAUCAUGUUCUUGACUGAUCCCUUGACUCGCCCUACUGAAGGAAGGAUGAAAACUUGGAUUGACUUCACACGAUUUAUGAAGCGACUGGCACCGACGAAUGCGUUUGACUUCUUUACUUAUUCGGAGUUGAUCUAUUGGUACUUCUUCAUUCUUCUCGUCAAUCCAUUCCGAUGGAAGUGGGCCCUGUUUGUUUUCUUUGGCCUAGGCCGCUCCUUGCCCUUGAUGGUGGUCGAUCAAGAGAAUUCGUUCCGCGAGGAGCUGCUCAAGCAACGGAAGCUGCAUUAA
Molecule: messenger RNA, 1584 nt
Organism: Penicillium manginii
Lineage: Eukaryota; Fungi; Ascomycota; Eurotiomycetes; Eurotiales; Aspergillaceae
Product: flavin-containing monooxygenase
Exons: 2
Coding region: 1-1584 (527 amino acids)
Molecular function (GO): N,N-dimethylaniline monooxygenase activity; flavin adenine dinucleotide binding; NADP binding
Source: RefSeq, a predicted model, not a curated record